Molecule: messenger RNA, 1838 nt
Organism: Schistocerca nitens (vagrant locust)
Lineage: Eukaryota; Metazoa; Arthropoda; Insecta; Orthoptera; Acrididae
Product: short-chain dehydrogenase/reductase family 9C member 7-like
Exons: 8
Coding region: 123-1202 (359 amino acids)
Molecular function (GO): oxidoreductase activity
Source: RefSeq, a predicted model, not a curated record
GGGAAGCCUGGGCGCUCGCGGGCAGCUGGCUGGCUGCGGAGUGAACGAACCCGGCGGCACCUCCCACCGCAGUUCUGCGCUCGCCACGGCGCACGGCAGGCGGCUGCACCGGCACCAGCACCAUGAUCGGCUACUUGAGCGAGGCGUGCGGGUUGGCAUGGUGGUGCUGGUCGUGGUCUUGCCAGCUGGUGGGCGCCAUCGCGCUGCUGGGGCUGGCCGCCUGGCUACUCACCAUCGCCCUCGACCUCUUCCACCCUCUGCGUCUGGUCGACCGCCUGCACCAGCGGGUCGUGCUCAUCACGGGCUGCGACUCCGGGUUCGGCGCUGGCCUGGCUCGGCGGCUGGACGCGCUGGGUGUGCCCGUGGUGGCGGGCUGCCUCUUCCCGGAGGGCCCCGGAGCCAAGCAGCUGGUCCAGCAGUGCUCCUCCAGGCUGCGCGUCCUGCCACUGGACGUCACCUCGGAGCAGCAGGUGCGCGAUGCCGUCUCCAGCAUCCGCGAGAGCCUGGACGGCCGAGAGCUAUGGGCGCUGGUGAACAACGCCGGGGUGCUGGAGGCGGGGGAGGCGGAGCUGGCGCCCCCGGAGGCGUUCGAGCGCACACUGGCCGUCAACACAGUGGGCGUGGUGCGCGUCACGCAGGCCUGUCUGCCGCUCAUCCGGCAGGCCAAGGGCCGCAUCGUCACCGUCGCCAGUCCACUGGGCAGGACAGCAAUGCCGAUACUGUCCCCGUACUGCAUGUCCAAGAGUGCCGUCAUCUCGUACUGCGACGCUCUGCGUGUCGAGAUGAAGAAGUGGGGCGUCUCUGUCUGCACGGUGGAGCCGUCCAGCUACAUGUCUGGUCUGAACAAUCCCGACCAUUUCAAGGCAACAGUUUCGAAGAAUUUUCAGACGUGCCCACUAAGUGUGAGGGAGGCUUACGGACUUGAUUACGAAGAUAAGUGCACGAAAAGACUGUCUUUACUGACGUUCCUCGCAAAACAGCAUUCCUCUAUCGACGAAGUGAUCCACGAGCUGGUCGACGCCUGCAUCGGAAGAUACUCCCAGGUGCGGCGGAUUCCUGGACUGUGGGAGAGAGUUGUUUACGUGAUACUGCCACAGCUACCUUAUUACAUGAAGGACAUCAUUAUGUUCCUAGUUUUCCAGUGGAGAAUGACCGUAUCGCCUCAAGCGAAAAGCUCAGAGAACCAUAGCGAGACGCACUGAAAUUACAUUACUGAGGAAAAUACUCUUCCCUUUCUUCCAUCUCUUACCGCUUUUUUCUAGUAUUUCGUCAGUGACCAACGCCUCCUUCUCCGUAGAAGGCUACAAUACAAAGGAUUGUGGCCUCAGUAAUCUCCUCGUGACGCAUUUAGACGGGAGGAAAGUGUGGAUAGCGUGAAUAGUGUCGAUAAUGGCCACUUGGAGCAUAGAUUUUACUCACACACAGGACGAAAGCCUACGUUACUCACUUCAAAUAACGUAUGAUUAGUUAAAAAUAUGUUUAACCUCUUUUCACUUGCACCAUUUGUGACUAGGUGUUCACGUAAUAAAGAUCAUCGGGGUAGACACCUAGGAUUAAUCACCGAAGUACAGACACUGAGUUUGUUUUUCAAAUAGAACCAUGGUAUUUGUUCGUCAGAAGAGCAGAUCAUAAACGGCAAACUCAAUAAUUUAAUUUUUUUUAAAAUCUGACAUUGGAUAUGGUGAUUUCGGUGCUGUUAUGGCCGUUAGAAUUGCGAACCGGCCUGAUGUUACUCUGUAAAUUUUUAUCAGAUCUGCAAAAGAGUUCUGUCACUGAAUUUGUAACUGCUUCUGGCGCAAAAAGAAUCUCGUGUCUAGACUUACUUAACUAAGUGUUAG